Molecule: messenger RNA, 1632 nt
Organism: Drosophila melanogaster (fruit fly)
Lineage: Eukaryota; Metazoa; Arthropoda; Insecta; Diptera; Drosophilidae
Gene: Hsp27
Product: heat shock protein 27
Exons: 1
Coding region: 124-765 (213 amino acids)
Source: RefSeq, marked reviewed
GCACAGUCUAAACUGAAAAAUUGAAGGCAAACGUUGAAGCAAACUUCGCUAAAAAAAUUCGAAAAAGCAAAAAAAAUUCCUUUGUCUAGACAGGGUUGUGAAUAAAGAGAAAAAAAAUCAAAAAUGUCAAUUAUACCACUGCUGCACUUGGCCCGGGAGUUGGAUCAUGACUACCGCACCGACUGGGGGCAUUUGCUGGAGGAUGACUUCGGUUUUGGCGUCCAUGCCCACGAUCUGUUCCAUCCGCGUCGCCUGCUACUGCCCAACACCCUGGGACUGGGUCGUCGUCGUUAUUCGCCGUACGAGAGGAGCCAUGGCCACCACAAUCAAAUGUCACGUCGCGCGUCGGGGGGUCCAAACGCUCUGCUGCCCGCCGUGGGCAAAGAUGGCUUCCAGGUGUGCAUGGAUGUGUCGCAGUUCAAGCCCAACGAGCUGACCGUCAAGGUGGUGGACAACACCGUGGUGGUAGAGGGGAAGCACGAGGAGCGCGAGGACGGCCAUGGAAUGAUCCAGCGUCACUUUGUGCGCAAGUAUACCCUGCCCAAGGGCUUUGACCCCAACGAGGUAGUGUCCACUGUCUCAUCCGACGGUGUGCUGACCCUCAAGGCCCCGCCGCCGCCCAGCAAGGAACAGGCCAAGUCGGAGCGCAUUGUCCAGAUCCAGCAAACGGGGCCUGCCCAUUUGAGCGUCAAGGCACCGGCACCCGAGGCUGGCGAUGGAAAAGCCGAAAAUGGCAGCGGCGAGAAAAUGGAGACUAGCAAGUAAAAGACGAAAAGAGGAAGACUAGGAGAUGAAGAAGACGAGAAGAGGAAGAAGACUAGAAGAGGAAGAAGUCGUGAAGGAGGAAGAAGACGACGAGAUUCGCUGGCGAAGCACGAGAGAAAGAAGAAUUUAAAAGAAGAAACGGGAGUGUUGCCGCGCUGCUCGGAGAGAGCAAGACUAAAAAGGACACACCACAACACACCCAAUGUAUUACAUUCACACACAUCACAUCAUUACAUCAUCAUCAUAACAUCCUAGACUAAGUGAUUUUAAACUCCAUUUAUCAUAAUGCAUAAAAAAAACAAAAUUUUAGUGUGUAUUAUUAGGCUAAACAACUGGAGGAUUCAUUGCUCCCUUUGAGUUUAUACUUUUUGUAACAAGAACAGGCGCAACACUCGGGAGAAUUUUGCAUUUCAUUUGUGAAUAAACGAAUACAAUAAAUACAAAUACACGAAAAGAAGUCAGCUGUCGAGUUUUUGUUGGUUUUUUUUCCUUUUUAGCUUCGAAUCUGCAAAUGUAUUUGCAUUUAGGGUAAACCGGCUUUUGUUGGGUGUCGUUAACUUUCAAGGGGUCUUAUGUACAUAUUCUGUUUUCCUUGUCCUUGAAUUGGACUUGUGGAAAAUUAAAUGGUCAGCCAAUUGCUUAACCUUUGUCGACGAUUGUUAUGAUGAUUUGUAAUGAUUUUGCACAAUUCAGAAAUCGAUAUAAAAAAAAAUGGGAAAUGAUUUUUGUUUUUCAAUUACAUUUUGACAAACGUCAUGCAAAUAUUUCCAGUUCCGCGCACACUGAAAGAAAAUCCAAGAUAAGAACGACAUUUAAAUAAUUUAAUCAAUUGUUUGCACAUAUUUAUUUAAAUAUUUAAUACAUAAU